AUGGAGACACUAUUGUCAUUUAUUAUUGCAGAUGGUGUAUUGUGUCUAGCAGAUGCAAGCAUCAAUCACUCGAUUGUAAAGAUGAAGGAUGAUGAAGAUAAGAUCAUGGUGUUGGACCAGCACAAGCUACUGCUCACUGCAGGAGAGCCAGGCGACAGAGUGCAGUUCACAGAGUACAUUUCAAAGAACCUCAAGCUCUAUCAGCUGCGCAACGGAUACACACUGUCGACUAGCGCCGUAGCAAACUACGUGCGCUCCGAGCUCGCCACAGCUCUGCGUCGCAGCCCAUACAAUGUCAACCUGCUGAUCGCCGGCUUUGACAAGGAGACCGGCCCCGCACUCUUUUACAUGGACUACCUGGGAUCAUUACAGAAGCUGGACUUUGGCUGUCACGGAUACGCCGCCUACUUCUUGUUGGGUCUGCUCGAUCGCCAUCACAAGAAGGAUCUGACCUUUGAGCAAGGUGUCGAAUUGAUGCAUCUCUGCUGCAAGGAGCUGCAGACUCGUUUCCUUGUCAGUGGCAAGUACGUCCUAAAGUUCGUCUCCAAGGAGGGCACCAAGGUCAUUCCAUUCGCUUUGUCU
Messenger RNA from Acytostelium subglobosum LB1, 582 nucleotides. RefSeq lists its product as hypothetical. Gene Ontology annotation, molecular function: peptidase activity. Gene Ontology annotation, cellular component: proteasome core complex; nucleus; proteasome core complex, beta-subunit complex. The transcript has a single exon. The annotation marks the transcript as partial. The record is from RefSeq and is a predicted model, not a curated record. NCBI's taxonomy places the organism in Eukaryota, Evosea, Eumycetozoa, Acytosteliales, Acytosteliaceae. Gene Ontology annotation, biological process: proteasomal protein catabolic process.